Molecule: messenger RNA, 636 nt
Organism: Triticum dicoccoides
Lineage: Eukaryota; Viridiplantae; Streptophyta; Magnoliopsida; Poales; Poaceae
Product: heavy metal-associated isoprenylated plant protein 20-like
Exons: 3
Coding region: 130-585 (151 amino acids)
Molecular function (GO): metal ion binding
Source: RefSeq, a predicted model, not a curated record
AACCAUACAAAUUUAAAUUUAUCCUCUGAUAUUUUCUUGUUCCUUCCUCUUUCGUCUCUACAUAUACGACCCUUCACGGUUCUGUACCCGAGAACACUACUGCUUCAGUCGUGUCAGAUCAAUAAGAUCAUGGGCGUCUUGGAUCACCUCUCCGAUUUGUGCAGCAUGACAGACACAAAGGCAGCCCUCAAGCUCAGGAAGAGGCGGCCGAUGCAGACGGUAAACAUCAAGGUGAAGAUGGACUGCGAGGGCUGCGAGAGGAGGGUCAAGAACGCCGUCAAGUCGAUUCGGGGUGUGACGGCCGUGUCAGUGAACCCCAAGAUGAGCAAGGUGACGGUGACGGGGUUCGUGGAGCCGAGCAAGGUGCUGGCGCGGGUGAAGAGCACCGGGAAGGUGGCCGAGAUGUGGCCCUACGUGCCGUACUCGCUCACCACCUAUCCCUACGUCGGCGGCGCCUACGACAAGAAGGCGCCGGCGGGCUUCGUCCGCGGCGCGCCGCAGGCCAUGGCCGACCCCGGGGCGCCGGAGGUCCGGUACAUGAACAUGUUCAACGACGAGGACGUCAACUCCUGCGCCAUCAUGUGAUGAUACCGACCCAUCUUGACGAUCUCCACCCUAGCCAGCCGGCCAGUCACC